GCAAUGAUUUGCAUCUUUUUCUGAUUUUUUUUUUGGCAGUAUCUGCAGGUUUCAUCUGCCCAUGGUCAUCUUAGUUUGGAGAUUUUCCUAACAUUUUCUGAACCUCCCAAAUGAAGGAACUUCUUUUUAUUUAACAGGAAAUAGUCUGUUAUAGGUGGCUUAAUUGUAUAUCUGCAGUAUGGACCCACUCAGCACAGGGGAGGCUUCAGAAUGUACACUGUUUUAACCACAUGUACUAUUGCAAUAAGAGGGCAUGGCUCUGCCGGUUCUGAUGAUCCAAGCUUGAGGGACCACAUCUAUUGAGGGCAUUUUUGCUGGUGAUUCUGCUGGACUCUGCAGAAUCCAAAGGUGGUGGAGGGUGUUAUAUAGUGAGACAAAGCAAGCUUCCAGAGUUAAUGUUUUCAGUCACUUGCAAGAAGAUAUAAGCAGUAUGAGUUGGCACUUCUUUCAGGAAGUUGGUGUUUGAAGAGAAAGGGAACUGCACUGUCUAGAGUUUUUGUUAUUUUGAUAAAGAAGGGCCUGGAGUAUGUAUUCCAGUGGGUUGGGUUCCAACAGAGAGGGAGAGGUUGAGAAAACCAGAAAGAAAGAAGUAUAUGGAUUGAGUGAGGUUUCUAAUUAUGUGGAAGGUGACAGGAGCCAGAGCACAGAUGGAGAGCCUUCAGUAAGAGGAAAGACUUAUAUUCCAUUUUACCAGAAGGAAUGGAAGAGAUGCCCACUCCUGGCCCUGUCAGUAACAAGAGGAUGGUUCACUUCUCCCCAGACUCCCAUUGCCAUGACCAUUGGUUUAACCCUGGGGCUAGGACAGAGCAUGGCCAGCAUCAGCUUCUGAGAGAUACCCGAGCUGAAAGAGGACACAAGAAAAACUGUUCUGUGAAAACAGCCAGCAGGCAAACAAGCAUGCAUUUAGGAUCCUUAUGUACAGGAGACAUCAAAAGAAGAAGAAAAGCUGCACCUUUGCCUGGACCUACUACAGCAG
Castor canadensis (American beaver) is the source of this 976-nucleotide messenger RNA. The record is from RefSeq and is a predicted model, not a curated record. Lineage: Eukaryota; Metazoa; Chordata; Mammalia; Rodentia; Castoridae.